Messenger RNA from Brenthis ino (lesser marbled fritillary), 906 nucleotides. The record is from the annotation of a GenBank genome assembly. NCBI's taxonomy places the organism in Eukaryota, Metazoa, Arthropoda, Insecta, Lepidoptera, Nymphalidae.
AUGGCACGUCAGCAGCAGGAUGUUGAUGAACUUUUCGAUGUUAAAAAUGCAUAUUAUGUUGGAAAUUAUCAACAAGCCAUUAAUGAGGCACAAAACGUUAAUUCUUCUUCUCCAAUGGUAACACUUCAGCGAGAUGCAUUUCUUUACCGCUCUUACAUUGCACAGGGCAAUUACAGAAUUGUUUUGCAAGAGCUCAAAAGUGCAGAUCCAAUGCUACAACCAUUAAAGACAUUAGUAGAAUAUUUGUCUCCUGGUGCAAAUAAACCAGCUAUUGUGGCCGAAAUUGAUGCUAGAGUCGCAAAAGGAGUAGAGCUUGCAAAUGAGAUAUUUCUCAUUGUCGCUGCCACUAUCUACUAUCAUGAGGAAAAUUAUGAAGCAGCUUUAAAAAUCCUUCAUGGAGCUGAAACAUUAGAACUGAGAGCUUUUACAUUGCAGUGUUUAUUGGCUAUGAACCGGCAUGAUCUUGCUCGUAAGCAACUGAAAGCUUUGCAGGAUAUUGAAGAUGACAGUACAUUGACACAGUUGGCCCAAAGUUGGCUUAAUUUGUCUCAGGGUGGUCCGGGAGUACAAGAUGCACACUACAGUAUAAUGGAGUUGGCGGAGAGACUCGGGGCUCUGGGAGCUGGGCCUUCAGCUGUGGGAGCCGCUGCUGCUGCCUCUAGAGGUAUGUGGGAGGAAGCAGAGCAAAUGCUGACAGAAGCGCAGGCGCGCGCUCCGCAGCAGCCCGAGCUGUUGUUAGGGCUGGCCGUGACGGCCGCGCAUAGUGGGAAACCCCCGGAGGUGUCUUCCCGCUACCUCGCCCAGCUCCUGGACUCUCACCCUGACCAUCCCUUCACCAAGGAGUAUAACGCGAAAGUCAACGAGUUCAAACGUCUCGCCUCACAGUACCAGCCCUCUGUCGCGAGU